CGCUCCUGGCCGAUCUCGGCUCCUUGUCGCGGCGGAUAUCAAUGCGGGGCUACAGCCGCUCGGGUGUGUGGCCUCCUAGUGCCGGUCUCGCUGCCUGUCCGUCAUGUUUUCCUACGAGUAUGUCACGGAGGAGCAGCUGGCCGGCUUCGACAAGUACAAGUAUAGUGCAGUGGACACCAAUCCAUUGUCUGUAUAUGUUAUGCACCCCUUUUGGAACUCUGUAGUAAAGAUUUUACCCACAUGGUUGGCACCAAAUCUGUUGACAUUCUGUGGUUUCAUACUGCUUGUACUUAAUUUUUGUAUGCUGGCCUAUUUUGAUUAUGAUUUUUAUGCUUCAGGUGAAGGUUAUGAGCAUGUUCCGAGUUGGGUGUGGGUUGUCGCUGGUCUCCUAAACUUUACAGCAUAUACACUAGAUGGAGUUGAUGGAAAGCAAGCUCGACGAACAAACUCUAGUACUCCCCUUGGAGAACUCUUUGACCAUGGUUUGGACAGCUGGGCGUGUAUAUUUUUUGUGGUCACUGUUUACUCCAUUUUUGGACGUGGGGAAGCCGGUGUUAGUGUCCUCACACUUUUCCUCAUAUUAUGGGUAGUACUGUUUUCCUUCAUCCUUUCCCACUGGGAGAAGUACAACACAGGAAUUCUUUUCCUUCCUUGGGGAUAUGACCUUAGUCAAGUGACCAUUUCAAUUGUAUACAUUAUAACUGCAGUUGUUGGAGUCGAAGCUUGGUAUGGACCCAUCUUCCUCAAUUUUCAGUACAGAGAUCUCUUUACUACCAUGAUAUUGAGUUGUGCCUUCAUCAUCACAUUUCCUGUGAGUUUAUACAAUGUUUUCAAGGCAUAUAGAUCUGGCACACUGAAGCAGCAUUCUUUUUAUGAAGCUAUGCUUCCAUUCAUUUCGCCAGUAUUACUCUUUGGUCUCUGCAUGCUUUGGGUCCGUACAUCACCUUAUGAUAUUCUAGAGAAACAUCCAAGAAUUUAAUUUUUGGUUGGGACAGCGUUUUCUAAUAUUACGUGUAAGCUCAUAGUUUGCCAGAUGAGUAACACCCGCUGUCAGCCCCUCAGCUGCCUUCUCCUGCCUUUGGCUAUAGGUGUGAUCUUUGUGAUCUCUGGUAUCCUACAAGACAAAGAAUAUUAUCUUCUUAUUAUACUGACCAUAGUAAUAACUCUUGCACACAUUCAUUAUGGAGUAUGUGUGGUAAAUCAGCUGAGCAAACAUUUUAACAUAUACGCCUUCUCCUUGAAGAAACCAAAUACAGAAUGACUAGAGGAGGAGGAGCAGAAAAUUGGCUUGCAGGCUUCUGAAGUAUUGUAAUGAAUGAUCAUUCCAGCAGUCUGUGAAUGCUUCAGCCAUCACUGCAAACUGUGCCCACCACCGUCAUCAGUAGAAAACAGGAGAAUCAGAUGGUCCAUUUAUAAGUAUUAAAAAUAUUGUUUUAUAAGUGAUUUGCUGAUAAUACAGGUGUAAUAGUUCAAUUAAGUAUUUAAAUAGACGUUGAAUGUGCACAAGCCAAAAUUGUGUGCAACUGACUAGCACUGGAUUUUAUUUUUGUGAUGCUCUCAUUAAACUUCUGUUGUGCUGUUGAAGUCUUGAAUAACAUAGAUGGUAGCAUGCAUUUAAGAAAAUCUGGGAAAAUUUUCAACAGAUUUCUAUUUUAUAGAUUUACAGUCUGAGACUUGGGCAUUACAAUUAUGUUUUUGUAACUUACUCACUGGAAAAUCUGUGCACCUUUCUUUCCCAAAUACAUGUUUUGAAAGAC
Molecule: messenger RNA, 1757 nt
Organism: Pristis pectinata (smalltooth sawfish)
Lineage: Eukaryota; Metazoa; Chordata; Chondrichthyes; Rhinopristiformes; Pristidae
Gene: selenoi
Product: selenoprotein I
Biological process (GO): phosphatidylethanolamine biosynthetic process
Cellular component (GO): Golgi apparatus; endoplasmic reticulum membrane
Molecular function (GO): ethanolaminephosphotransferase activity
Source: RefSeq, a predicted model, not a curated record